Molecule: messenger RNA, 1689 nt
Organism: Lottia gigantea (owl limpet)
Lineage: Eukaryota; Metazoa; Mollusca; Gastropoda; Lottiidae
Exons: 1
Coding region: 1-1689 (562 amino acids)
Biological process (GO): sodium ion transmembrane transport
Cellular component (GO): membrane
Molecular function (GO): ligand-gated sodium channel activity
Source: RefSeq, a predicted model, not a curated record
AUGGUGCAUCGAAACACGGGAAAAAAUCAAACAGUACUCUCCCUUGUGGCGGAGCUGGGAUCGGAAAGUAACGCUCAUGGAUUAGCGAGAGUAGUGACAUCACGAGAGACCAAACGGAAAGUGAUCUGGGCCUUAUUAGUGAUUAUCGGAUUUACUGCUGCUACGUUACAAUUAUCAUUACUGGUGAGAAAAUAUCUUCAGUUUCAAGUCGUAGAGGUGUCAGAGAUUAAAGACAGCAUGCCUGUCGAGUUUCCCUCGGUGACCGUGUGCAAUAUUGAACCCAUUUCUUUACGGAAAUUACGUCUAAUGAUAAACAAUUCUGAAAGUGAUUUAGUGCAGUGGUUAACGUUCGUCAACCAUUUUAAUUUCGGUCCGCAGCAAGCCCACUUAACAUCGAUCCGCGCUUUUUAUGAAAAUCUGGGCGAUGCAGCAGAAAAUUUAAGCCACGAUAUCAACGAUUUUAUGAUUCAUUGUCGGUUUAACCAAGAAUUGUGUUCCGUGGCCAAUUUCACCAGUUUUUUUGACGGAAAUUAUUAUAGUUGUUACACAUUUAAUAGUGGCUCUGUGGAAAAAUUACUCAUGCACGCCACUGGUCCUCAAAAUGGCCUCUCGUUAAUUCUUUCUUUGGAUAACGACGACCCUCCAUAUGGAACAUACGGAAUGUAUCAUAUUAAUUCUAAUAUUCUACACAGUGCUGGAGUCCGCGUAGUGAUACAUGCACCUAACACCAUGCCUAGUCCCGUGGAUCACGGUUUCGAUGUGCCGCCAGGAUAUUCAUCUUCGAUUGGAUUAAACGCUGUGAUGCAUACGCGUCUUUCAGAACCGUUUGGAAAUUGUACAAAUAAGGAGUUAGAUGGAUACAAGAGUUACAAGAACACAUUUUUUUCUUGUCUUCAAUUGUGUCAACAACGGAUUAUUAUCAAAAAUUGUGGAUGUAAAUCGUCCAGUUUACCAGAAGUUUUGGAUCCAAACAUCACAUUUUGUGGAGUCGUUCCCAACUGGCAAGAAAUUCUAAAUCGUUCGACUGAAUACAAAAACAAAACUAUUGCUGUUCCAAAUUUGGCAUGCGAAGAAAAAUAUGUGGUCGAAAUGGCCAACGAUCGAAGUUACGAAUUUUCGUGUAAAUGUUACCAGCCAUGUGACGAAACGACAUAUCAAAAAGCCGUUUCUCUCUCAUACUGGCCGUUGGAAUUCUACCAACUUCACGCAUUACAAGUCUUCUUCGACACAACCAUCAAACAAAACUUUAUGCACGAGGCAUACACUUACUUAGCGCGUCUGGGCAACUUGGACCAUUCAAUGGACCCCAACGAUACCAGACGCAACGAAAUUUUACAACAAAGUUACAAUCUAAGUGACAAAGACCAAGCAGAGCGAGCGUCAAAUUUAAUCAGACAAAACCUGCUGAGACUCAAUGUAUAUUUGGAGGGGUUAAGUGUGGUGGAAUUCCGUCAAAUGGCGGCAUACGGAUUAGCUGAUUUAUUCGCAGACAUUGGUGGUACUUUGGGACUGUGGAUGGGUAUCUCAGUUUUGACAAUCAUGGAACUGAUAGAACUAAUAGUCAGACUUUUUUUGCUUCUGUUUAACUCCGAGAAGAAGAUCCCAGAACAAGAUCCUGUAUCCAAUGGCAUGCUAGAAACUGAACGAGAUUACGAGUAUGAACGAACUGGUGUGGAAUCCCCCGUCUGA